This is a messenger RNA of Caenorhabditis auriculariae, 575 nucleotides long. The record is from the annotation of a GenBank genome assembly. Lineage: Eukaryota; Metazoa; Nematoda; Chromadorea; Rhabditida; Rhabditidae.
AUGUGUGAGAAGUGUCCCGUUGACGGAGAUCCCAUGUUCGCUCCAGUCAAGUCUUCGAAAGACAUGCUCAAUACUAGCGUAGAAAAAGUUGGGUGAAAUGGUGUCGUCUUGCCGCACGCCUCGUCCAAUUUGUACUGGGACGUGGCCCUUGCAUUCAUACAGACACUUAGGCUUCGUUGAGCCGGUUCAAUCCGUUGAAGCGGCUCAAUCCGUUCGCCUCUUACCCAGUUCUUUUUGAGUUUGAGGUCCAGUCACUUUGUUGAAUGUUAAAAUUAUUUCUUCUUUUCUCGAUAAAACUAUUUCAAAAACAGCAAUGCAUAAAAUAAUAAUCCUGGAACAGAUGCUCUCUAACAUAAGGUUUUCAUAAAGAUUUUAUUGUUUUUUAUGGUUUUUACUUUCCAAAAAGCACUUUUUCGAUCCCUAAAGUGUCCACUGCGAUCCGUGAAAAAGAUAAGAAAAAAAUGUGGAGAAUUUACGGCGAAGACGGCGUGGAACCAGUUCAAGAAGACCGCGACGACGACGUCUUCUGUCUUCAUCUAGCCGUCGUUGUCGUAUCGAUUUCGUUCGUUUUUUAG